CUCCGUCUGCGUUUCUCUCCCUGUUUGUGAGAGAGAGAGAGAUGCUGAAGUUCCUGUCGAAGGUGAAGAUCGAAUUCAAUGCGUUGGAUACUCGUACAGCGGCUUGUAUGGAGUUUCUGGCCCAGUGCAAUGCUCGCAAGGCCAAGGAGUCGAACCCCGCGUGCCAGCUCCUUGUCAAGAGGCGCACCGAUGACCAUCCUCCGCAGAUCUCCGUUACCUACGUCAACGGCGUAGAAGAGGUGAUCGACGCCACUGCCACCUCGGCCCAGGACAUAAGGAAGAGGAUCCUCGAAAAGGGGCAGCUCCUCGAGACCGAGCAGAUGUUCAGGGAUGCCGGCGAGCCAUGGCCUGUCGUCAUCCCUGAGGAAGAGCUCCACCAGAAGGCCCCAGGAACCAAGCCAAGAAAAGCAGAAGAGAAAAAGCAGUAGUGUGCAUUACCAUAUGUCAAGCUGUUGGCUCCAUCUUCAGUAGAAACUGAAUCAGGUAUCCAUGUGCCUAGGCCCUUCAUUUUUUGGAGAAAAUGGGACGAUCUUGAGCUUUAUUUUUUUGAAAAGCAUGAUGUUGAGCUUUAUCUGUUUCUUCUCAGUAGUAGCAAUUUAUUGUGUCGGAGAAACAUCUCUACCAAUAUAGAUAUGGGAGGCUGACUUGUCAUCAACCAUGAAAUCUUGAACAUUGUUAUUUGUGAUUUGGCUCUGGAAAUUGGGCUGUUUGGAUGCA
Magnolia sinica is the source of this 717-nucleotide messenger RNA. RefSeq lists its product as uncharacterized. The record is from RefSeq and is a predicted model, not a curated record. The coding region runs from base 42 to 428 and encodes 128 amino acids. The transcript has 2 exons. Gene Ontology annotation, cellular component: mitochondrial large ribosomal subunit. Lineage: Eukaryota; Viridiplantae; Streptophyta; Magnoliopsida; Magnoliales; Magnoliaceae.